AUGGCUGACACACGCAAUGUGACAGAAUUUAUUUUCCUGGGACUUUCUCCCAAUCGGGACGUGCAGAAAGUUUGCUUUGUGAUAUUUCUGCCCUUGUACACAGCAGUUGUGCUGGGCAAUUUGCUCAUUGUCCUCACUGUCAUGACCAGCAGAAGCCUCGGCUCCCCCAUGUACUUCUUCCUCAGCCACCUGUCCUUUGUGGAGAUCUGCUACUGCUCUACCACAGCCCCCAAGCUCAUCUCAGAUUUGCUGGCUGAAAGGAAAGCCAUAUCUUUCUGGGGCUGCAUGACACAGCUUUCCUUUGUCCACUUGUUUGGUGGCACUGAGAUUUUCCUGCUCACUGUGAUGGCCUAUGACCGCUACGCGGCCAUCUGCAAGCCCCUGCACUACACCGCCAUCAUGAACCGGCAGGUGUGUGCUGUCCUGGCGGGAGUAGCGUGGGCGGGGGGCGUUGUGCAUUCCUUGGCCCAAGUCCUUCUCAUCUUCCGCUUGCCCUUCUGUGGCCCCAAUGUGAUUGAUCACUAUUUCUGUGACCUGCUUCCUCUACUCAAACUUGCCUGUUCUGACACCUUCUUCAUUGGUCUGCUGAUUGUUGCCAAUGGCGGGACCCUGUCUGUGAUCAGCUUCAUUGUUCUUGUAGCCUCGUAUGUGGUCAUUUUGCUCCAUCUGAGGAACCGAAGCUCUGAGGGACGGUGCAAGGCCCUCUCCACCUGUGGGUCCCAUAUCGCUGUGGUCACCUUGUUCUUUGGGCCCUGCAUCUUCAUCUAUCUGAGGACCUCUACCACUCUGCCUGCGGACAGGAUGGUGGCUGUGUUUUAUACAGUGAUCACCCCACUCCUCAACCCUGUCAUCUACUCCUUCAGAAAUGGUGAAGUGAAGAAGGCCAUGAGGAGGCUGUGGAUCAGGACAAUGAAACUAGAUGAGAAAUAA
Messenger RNA from Vicugna pacos (alpaca), 930 nucleotides. RefSeq names its product olfactory receptor 4X2-like. NCBI's taxonomy places the organism in Eukaryota, Metazoa, Chordata, Mammalia, Artiodactyla, Camelidae. Gene Ontology annotation, biological process: G protein-coupled receptor signaling pathway. Gene Ontology annotation, molecular function: olfactory receptor activity; G protein-coupled receptor activity. The record is from RefSeq and is a predicted model, not a curated record. Gene Ontology annotation, cellular component: membrane.